CACUGGCUGCAAGCCAACAAGGCUAGAACAGCAAGCAAACACUAUUAGUUAAAUUUUAUCAACUGUUAUGGAAGUUAUAACUAUUGUAAUUGCUAUUUGAUGAUUGCAAUAUGGACUGACCCCCCAUAGCAAGCAGCAAGCCGUGAAGGAAGGAGCUAACAGGUUUUAUGUAGGCCCUGUCAGUAUAAGGAGCUGUUGGAUAGAGAUUGAAAGAAUGAACGACUCAAUGCAAGGGGCCUUCGCUGAUGUUGCUCAGACUCCCUUGCUGAGGAAGAUUAGAAGUUUGAUCCCUGUCAACUUCUGGAAGGAAGCAAAAGACCUUUUCCAAUUGGCUGGACCAGUGAUUUUGUCACAGCUGAUGGUCUUCCUCAUCGGCAUUGUUAGCUCCAUAUUCUGUGGGCACUUAGGCAAGGUUGAGUUGGAUGCGGUUUGCCUGGCUACAGCAGUGAUAAACGUAUCAGGUAUCUCUGUGGGAGCUGGACUCGCUUCCGCAUGUGACACCCUCAUAUCCCAGACCUAUGGCAGUAAGAACCUGAAGCGAAUUGGAGUGAUUCUCCAAAGAGGGAUUCUCAUUCUGCUGAUCGCCUGCUUUCCCUGCUGGGCUCUCUUCAUCAACACUGAGCACAUCCUGUUGGCUUUGAAACAGUCUCCAGAAGUGGCCAGGUUAACCCAGCUGUAUGUAUGGAUAUUCAUCCCUGGCCUCCCUGCAACUUUUCUUUAUCAAUUAGAGAUCAGAUACCUUCAGAAUCAGGGGAUCAUUCUGCCACAGAUUUUUACUGGUCUCGUAGCCAACAUCUUCAAUGCUGUAGUAAAUUACCUCCUGCUGUACGUGCUAACACUGGGAGUGCUGGGCUCAGCUGCUGCCAAUGUUGUCUCUCAGUACUGUCAAGUUAUCCUCCUAUUUGUAUACAUUCGAUGGAAAAAGUUGUACAUUGGAACAUGGACAGGAUGGUCUGCAGACUCUCUGCAGGAGUGGGGCAACUUUGUACGGCUGGCAAUUCCCAGCAUGCUCAUGCUGUGCAUCGAAUGGUGGACAUACGAGAUUGGAACGUUCCUGGCAGGGCUAAUUAGUCAAGUUGAACUCGGAGCACAGUCUGUUAUUUAUCAAGUGCUGACAGCAGUUUACAUGAUCCCUCUGGGAAGUGGUGUGGCUGCAAGUGUCCGUGUGGGUAAUGCACUGGGUGCAAGGAAUCCAGAGAAAGCGAAAACGUCCGCUACAGUUGCCCUGUCUUUGGUUGGGUGUUGUUCCUUGCUGAUUGCAAUGACCCUGGGAGCUUCAAGACGUGUGCUAGGUUACAUCUUCACCACUGACAAAGAUAUUAUCCAGUUAGUUUCACGUGUUGACCCAGUCAUUGCUACAUUCCACUGGUUCGAAGCCAUAGCUACCGUAAGCGGUGGAGUGUUAAGAGGAGCUGGGAAACAAAAACUGGGAGCGAUUGGAAACCUAGUGGGUUUCUACUCAAUUGGGUUCCCCCUUGGUGUCACACUGAUGUUUGCUGCACAUCUUGGUGUCCUAGGUCUUUGGUCUGGACUGUUCAUCUGUGUGGUUGUACAAACAGUCUUCUUUUUAAUUGUGAUUUCAAAAAUGAACUGGAACAAAGCAUCUGAUGAGGCGAUAGUUAAUGCAGGUGUGAAGAUAAACGUGGACACCUCUUGCACUCCAUCUAAUCCCCAGACUGAGGAUCUUUCAACAGGUCAAUGUACAGAGGAGCCCACAGUCCUUGUGUUAACCAACCUUAGCCGAGUGGAGAGUGGUACAGACACAGAACAAUUGAGAGAAGAUGCCUCUGCACUAGAAAUUGGAGUUACCAUAGUUGGAGAAGUCUUGUCCACAAAACAACUGAUCAUUCGUCGUGGGCUGGCCUUCCUUUCUGGACCAGUUGUGCUGGCCAUUGGACUUGUGAUACAAUUAACUGUUUCAAAACAAACAUAGAGCCUUGAUGAAUUUAGUGGAGAAAAGCAGGGCUGAAGGUGCCAUUCUGCAGCUUGAGGAAGAGCCAGUGGACGACAAGAUAUGACUGUUGACAUGGGACACCAGUUGCUGCAGGAAAGUGUCAGUCGCCUGCCAACUAUUUAGGAAAACAUCCUUGGCAGUGUGCAAGCAUCCGAUAGGCUGUUGACAAUUCAGUUACAACCUAAGAACCCCAGACCCUGAAUAAAGAGGGAGUCAGUGGUUGAUCAUGUCUAUACCUCCUAAACCAUGCUGGUUUCCAAGCAUCCGUUAAAUUGAACAUCAUUGGCAGUAAUUAUUGACAGAUAACAGUCUAAAGAAAGCAGAGAAAUAAAAUAUUUGGUUGUUAGUGAUUUAUCUUAAAUAUAAUUCAAAGAUUUGAAUCCAGCACUUGUUUCAGGAUGUCAUGUCCAAUUUGUGGAUAUCUGACCCAAGGAGUGCAUCUGACACCAUUGAUGCACCCAGUCGAACUUUUAUAGGUGAGCCAAAGUUCCAUCCACUCUCAAAGAUCCAUCCCACCCUGGCAAUGUUUUUCUACAACGUCUACCAUCGGGGAGAAGCUACAGAAGCCUGAACACACACACCAGCCGGUUUCAAAACAGUUUCUACCCUCCUGUUGUUAGAAUAUUGAAUGGACUCAUUCGCCUGUUCCUGUGUUUUGGUUCUUGCUGCUGUUUACCUACUAUUUACUUAUCUAUGCUACUUAACUCUGUGAUCUGCCUGUAUUGCUCGCAAGAUAAACCUUUUCACUGUGCCUCGGUACACGUGACAAUAAAUUCAAUUCAAUUCAA
Molecule: messenger RNA, 2742 nt
Organism: Hemiscyllium ocellatum (epaulette shark)
Lineage: Eukaryota; Metazoa; Chordata; Chondrichthyes; Orectolobiformes; Hemiscylliidae
Product: multidrug and toxin extrusion protein 1-like
Exons: 18
Coding region: 215-1933 (572 amino acids)
Biological process (GO): xenobiotic detoxification by transmembrane export across the plasma membrane
Cellular component (GO): membrane
Molecular function (GO): antiporter activity; xenobiotic transmembrane transporter activity
Source: RefSeq, a predicted model, not a curated record